GAGGGGAGCGGAGCGCAGCCUCAGCCCGGCGCCUGCGAGAGCCGGGGAUGCGCUGGUGCGCCCAGCCCUGCAUCCCGGAGCGACUGCCCGAGAGAUGCUGCUGUGACUUGGUUCUGCGCCGGGAAAAGAACGGCUCCGAGCCCCCACCCCCGUCUCCUCCCGCCCUCCUCUUCCUUCCCCCUCCCCCGGGUCCUGCGGGGAGGCGGGUUUAAGGUGGGUCGUGUGGCCGCGGUAACUUUCCUAACAGAGCCAAAGAGGCGCCCGGAGUCCCCCGCAGCAGCAUCGCCCGCCCGUCCUGGGCAGCGGCACCGGCGCCGUGCCCCCGUGCGAGCGGCCCCGGCUCGGCCGAGGCUGCUCGGGCUGCGCUCGCCGCCUCCCGCCGCCGUCCCUCGCCGCAGCCCCGCGGAGCCGGAGCCGGAGCCAGGUCCCGCCGAGGGCCAAGAGACCUCCCAAGAGCUUUCUCCCACUCCCCCGUUGAUGUGCCCUGUGUCUCCAUGUGCUGGGGAUCUGUAAAAACAGGAUCCACUGGGAAUUUUUAGCACUUUAAGGUACAACAAUGGUGGUACAUGUGCUGUUCCAGGGGAUUCUAAGAGGGCUGAUUCUGACUUUCCUGCUCAAAAGUACUCUGUCCCUAAAUCCAGAUGAUCCAAAUGUUUGUAGUCACUGGGAAAGCUACGCCGUGACCGUGCAGGAAUCCUACGCUCACCCCUUUGACCAGAUCUACUACACACGAUGCACAGACAUCCUCAACUGGUUCAAGUGCACCAGGCACAGGAUCAGCUACAAGACCGCCUAUCGCAGGGGGCUGCGCACCAUGUACCGCCGGCGCUCGCAGUGCUGCCCCGGCUACUACGAGAGUGGGGACUACUGCAUACCACUGUGCACAGAGGAGUGUGUGCAUGGAAGAUGUGUCUCUCCUGACACGUGUCACUGUGAACCAGGCUGGGGAGGGAAUGAUUGCUCAAGUGAUUUGGCCACCUCUGAUGGGCUGGGGGAGUCCAGCACCUCUUCGGCAGAGACUGGCGGAAGCAGCAACUACAACAGCUGUGACAGCGAGCACUGGGGGCCUCACUGCAGCAACCGCUGCCAGUGCCAGAACGAAGCGCUCUGCAACCCCAUCACCGGCGCCUGCGUGUGCGCCGACGGCUUCCGCGGCUGGCGCUGCGAGGAGCUCUGCGAGCCGGGCACCUACGGCAAGGGCUGCCACUUCCAGUGCCAGUGCCACCACGGGGCCACCUGCGACCACCAGACCGGCGAGUGCCACUGCGCGCCCGGCUACACCGGCGUGUUCUGCGAGGAGCUGUGUCCCCCCGGCAGCCACGGGGCGCAGUGCGAGCUGCGCUGCCCCUGCCAGAACGGGGGAGUUUGUCACCACAUCACUGGGGAGUGCUCCUGUCCUGCUGGAUGGAUGGGGCUGGUGUGUGCACAGCCUUGUCCUCCUGGAACCUUUGGAAUUAACUGCAGCCAGGACUGUCCAUGCCACAACGGAGGGCACUGUGACCCCGUGACAGGAAAAUGCCUGUGUACAGCUGGCUAUAUAGGAGACAGGUGCCAGGAGGAGUGUCCCAUCGGCACCUACGGCUUCCAGUGCGCGCAGACCUGCGCCUGCCAGAACGGGGCCAAGUGCUACCACGUCAACGGCGCCUGCAUCUGUGACCCUGGCUUCAAAGGCAUCCACUGCCAGGAAAGAAUGUGUCCUGAAGGGUUCUAUGGCCUCAAGUGCAACAAGAGAUGCCCCUGCAAUGUUACCAACACCCUCAGCUGCCAUCCUCUGUCUGGGGAGUGCAGCUGCAAGGCUGGCUGGGCUGGGCUCUACUGCAACGAGACGUGUCCCGUGGGCUACUACGGCGAGGGCUGCCAGGUGCCCUGUCCCUGCCACAACGGGGCCGACUGUGACAGCAUCACUGGCAGCUGCAUCUGCGCCCCAGGCUUCAUGGGAGACGACUGCACCAUUCCCUGCAUGGCAGGGACCUACGGAACCAACUGCUCGUCGGUCUGUAACUGCAAGAACAAUGGCACUUGUUCCCCUGUGGAUGGGCUGUGCUACUGCAAAGAAGGGUGGCAAGGAGUGGAUUGCUCUAUUCCCUGUUCAAGUGGAAGCUGGGGUCUGAACUGUAACCAGACGUGUUCCUGCAGCAAUGGAGCAUCCUGCAGGCCAGCUGAUGGCUUCUGCCUCUGCUCCCCAGGAUGGCAGGGGGAGUUCUGUGACCAGCCUUGUCCUGAUGGAACAUAUGGCCUUAAUUGCAGUGAGCGUUGUGACUGCAACCACGCGGAUGGGUGUGACCCUGUCACCGGCUACUGCUGCUGCCUGGCAGGCUGGACAGGCAUCCACUGUGACAACAUCUGCACCCAGGGCCGCUGGGGACCCAACUGCUCCAUCUCCUGCAGCUGUGAGAACGGGGGAUCCUGCUCCCCUGAGGAUGGAACCUGUGACUGUGCACCGGGAUACAGAGGGCCCUUGUGCCAGAGAAUUUGCCCACCCGGGUUUUACGGACACCACUGCAGCCAGCCGUGUCCCCAGUGCGUGCACAGCAAUGGUCCCUGUCACCACGUGUCCGGCCACUGCGACUGCCUGCCCGGCUUCUCCGGCCCCCUCUGCAACCAAGUGUGUCCCAGUGGGAAGUUCGGGAAGGACUGUGCCGAGGUGUGCCAGUGCACCGAGAACGGGACCUGCAACCCCAUCGACGGAUCCUGCCAGUGCUUCCCAGGCUGGAUAGGCAUGGACUGCUCCCAGACUUGUCCCACUGGGUUUUGGGGUCCUGAUUGCUUUCAUUCAUGCAACUGCCACAACGGAGCGCUGUGCAGCCCCUACGAUGGAGAAUGUAGAUGCACCCAUGGUUGGACGGGGCUCUACUGCACUCAGCGUUGCCCAGCUGCUUUUUAUGGGAAGAACUGUGCCAAUGUGUGCCAGUGCCAGAACGGAGCCGACUGUGACCACAUCACCGGGCAGUGCACGUGCAGGACGGGCUUCACCGGCAAACAGUGCGAGCAGAAGUGCUCUCCAGGAACAUUUGGUUAUGGUUGCAAGCAAUUGUGUGAGUGCAUGAACAAUGCAACGUGUGACCACGUCACAGGCACCUGCUACUGCAGUCCAGGCUUCAAAGGAAUCCGGUGUGAUCAAGCGGCUCUUAUGAUGGAAGAAUUAAACCCCUAUACUAAAAUUAGCCCUGCUCUUGGAUCAGAGAGGCACUCAGUGGGAGCAAUCAUUGGAAUUAUUAUUCUCCUUCUAAUUAUUAUGGUCUUGCUGGCACUCUUUGUGUGGUAUCGACGGAAACAGAAGGAGAAGGGCCAUGACAUGCCAAGUGUGUCUUACACUCCAGCCAUGAGGAUGACUAAUACAGAUUACUCACUUUCUGAUUUAUCCCAGGGUAGCAGCAGUGUUCAUUGUUUUUCCAAUCCAAGCUACCACACUCUCUCAUGUGGGGUGACUUCACGCUUCUUUCCCAGUAAUCUGGAUGGAAACAGCUCCUGUAAGCUCAGUAACAAAAUCCUUGACAGAGAAACUGCAGACUGGAGACCCUACAGCUAUCUGAAUGAACUAGGUGCUUGUGGGAUGGAUAGACGUCAGAACACAUACAUAAUGGAAAAAAGCUUCAAAGAUUAUAUGAAAGAAUCUGUGUGCAGCUCCAGCACUUGUUCCCUGAACAGCAGUGAAAACCCAUACGCCACCAUUAAAGACCCCCCCAUUUUAACCUGCAAACACUCUGAGAGCAGCUACGUGGAAAUGAAAUCACCUGGUCACAGGGAGUCCCCGUAUUCCGAAAUGCCAACUUCAUCAACAGCCAACAAAAACAUCUACGAAGUUGAGCCCACUGUCAGCAUAGUCCAAGACGGCCGCAGUCGGAGUGCCAGCUACCUUCAGAACCCCUAUGACCUGCCUAGGAACAGUCACAUUCCUGGUCACUACGACCUGCUCCCCGUCCGGCACAGCCCCACGCACGGGUCUUCUUGGGACAAGCAGUCCUAGAGGGAUGGACUUCACUGGCACUGUGCUGCCAGCACAGACUGUGAGGAAGCAGAGGAGAAGCCAUUCCUUCCUUUCCUGCGGACUGGCAAGGACUUAACACGACAUCAGCUUGGGCCAACUGCUGCUGCAUGAUGUUAUUGAUAAAGACAUUUUUGUAUGGGUACC
Passer montanus (Eurasian tree sparrow) is the source of this 4132-nucleotide messenger RNA. It is a transcript of the gene MEGF11, whose product is annotated as multiple EGF like domains 11. Gene Ontology annotation, molecular function: scavenger receptor activity; protein binding. Bases 557 to 3967 code for a protein of 1136 amino acids. NCBI's taxonomy places the organism in Eukaryota, Metazoa, Chordata, Aves, Passeriformes, Passeridae. The record is from RefSeq and is a predicted model, not a curated record. The transcript has 27 exons.